CAACCCCAACUCCCGCACGCAUCUACCUCCCACCACCAGACGACCUCCCCCUCUUCCCCCCGCAUUCUCACGCCGCCUGCGCUGUCCCCGACUCCCCCUCGCGAGACAGAUAACCCUAGCUCUCCUUCCCCUUGCUUUCCCUCCUCCCCAACUCCUCUCCCGAUCUCUAUAAAAGACCCGGAUUUCGAAUUCCCCCUCGAACCGGUGACGCGCGCGCUCCUUUCCCGCCCAUUUCGGCCCCGGAUUCGCGGCGCGGAGCCCCGCCGAGGUCGCGUGCGUGGUUCGGAUGGCGGAGCCGGGGCUCGAGGGCAGCCAGCCGGUGGAUCUGUCCAAGCACCCCUCCGGCAUCGUCCCCACGCUCCAGAAUAUUGUAUCAACAGUUAAUUUGGAUUGUAAACUUGACCUCAAAGCAAUAGCUUUGCAAGCACGAAAUGCGGAGUAUAACCCCAAGCGUUUUGCUGCAGUCAUCAUGAGAAUAAGGGAACCCAAAACCACAGCACUGAUAUUUGCAUCGGGUAAAAUGGUAUGUACUGGAGCAAAGAGCGAACAGCAAUCUAAGCUUGCAGCAAGAAAGUAUGCUCGUAUUAUUCAGAAACUUGGUUUUCCUGCUAAAUUUAAGGACUUUAAGAUUCAGAAUAUUGUUGGCUCUUGUGAUGUCAAGUUUCCAAUUAGGCUUGAGGGCCUUGCAUAUUCUCAUGGUGCCUUCUCAAGUUACGAACCAGAACUCUUUCCUGGCCUUAUCUAUCGGAUGAAACAACCAAAGAUUGUUCUUUUAAUUUUUGUUUCAGGCAAGAUUGUUUUGACUGGAGCAAAGGUGAGAGAGGAGACCUACACUGCCUUCGAAAACAUCUAUCCUGUACUGACAGAGUUUAGAAAAGUUCAGCAAUGAUGACCCAAGUGAAGGUCACGUUCUUCUAAUUACAAGCAUCCUUGAGGUUUUUUGUGUGACCAUAAAUUCUAACUGUACAUAAAAAGUCUGGCGGAACUUAUAGCAUCCUGUAAUUUCUGUGAGCCUCGGUGUGUCAUGGUUGGGUGGGUUUGUUGUGGUAGCUGGUGGACUUGUCAAAUUACUUCAGUUUGAGUAGUUUGUGUCCCAUGUGGUUAACUUGAGUGCUAACAAGAGUAGAUAAAUUUUGCCCUACUUUGUCUUUGAGACACGAGUCUAUUAAAGUCUUUUCUGAGUAUCUUUCAGUGCUGUGCGAUGAUGAAAAGACUGGCACUGUAGGUAACUGGGGCAAUGUACUGACUACUGACGGGAUUGUGUGAGUGUGACUGGUUGUAAGUUAUCUGUUGUAUUUGAGAUGCUGUAUCGUAGAGGACACCGGGAAUAAUCUUGUUGGUUAUUAUCACCGUAUGGAGGAACCGGUCGACUGACCACGCAGUAGACAUGUUUCUGUAUCCAAAUGUUCCUGCACUUGUGGUUUUUAACUUUUUCGAUGUUGUUGUAUGCUAGGAUGAAUAAUUUGAAUUGUACGUACUGUAUAAGAAUGCCUAUUACUGUGUC
Molecule: messenger RNA, 1504 nt
Organism: Sorghum bicolor (sorghum)
Lineage: Eukaryota; Viridiplantae; Streptophyta; Magnoliopsida; Poales; Poaceae
Product: TATA-box-binding protein 2
Exons: 9
Coding region: 287-889 (200 amino acids)
Biological process (GO): DNA-templated transcription initiation
Molecular function (GO): RNA polymerase II general transcription initiation factor activity; DNA binding
Source: RefSeq, a predicted model, not a curated record